Molecule: messenger RNA, 4895 nt
Organism: Aethina tumida (small hive beetle)
Lineage: Eukaryota; Metazoa; Arthropoda; Insecta; Coleoptera; Nitidulidae
Product: amyloid beta A4 precursor protein-binding family B member 1-interacting protein
Exons: 8
Coding region: 183-3632 (1149 amino acids)
Biological process (GO): signal transduction
Source: RefSeq, a predicted model, not a curated record
UAUCUCAGGCGAGCACCUCUGUCGCAUUCGUUUCACCGAAAUGUCUUUGCUAGUUGACAAAAAUGUGCAUUGCUUUGAUUCGUGCCUGCUGAGUUGCUUCAGCAAUUGAACUCGCCAAAAGGCCAACAACAGCGACAACAACAGUGACUGACUUGGUGAAUUUGGUGCGGUGUCUCGUUACCAUGUACUCGAACAUGUUUUGCGGCGGCAGCUUCCGUUCGAAAACAAUCGAAAGAAACGACGAAUACAGAAUCGUGAAGGUGAACGAUAAACAUGUGAAAAUCAUGAGAUCGGCCAGCAUGAGCAGGGCGGACCGUCCGGCCGGUAGGAUUUUUGUGGUGCCGCCAAAAGUGCCCGAAGAUCCGCACAAAAGAAUUUCGCUCCCAUCGACCACGGGCUUGGACCCCGUAAAUACAACCGCACAUUUGAGGCCGCUAAAUUCCGAAAUCACAGCACCAAGAAUCGAUAGCUACAGAUUUUCUAUGGCUAAUCUGGAAGACUCGCAAGAUGUAGACCUGGAUGCGAUUCUUGGAGAACUUUGUGCUUUGGAGUCGGUGGUGGACAGGGAAAUCGGUCAAGCCAGAGACAGUAAAAGGUUGUCGGACGCUCAAAAGAUGUCGCAGCACAUAUCCAGAACACACAGUCGUUCGUCGUCUGAAGCAUCGAGGAUAAAAUUGGAUCCAAACGAGUCCGGGGAUAUAAUGUUGAAGUCGGAUUCGGUUAGAACAGAAUCGCCGGACAAUGAUUCAGCCUUCAGCGACACUGUGUCGAUGUUGUCUAGCGAAUCAUCGGCGAGCAGCGGGGGCAGCAGCUCCAAACCCCAAACGCUUCAUUUACAAAAUAUGCAACAGGAUGAAGCUUCGAGAAUAAAGGCUGAAAAAAUUCGUAUGGCAAUGGAGAAAAUCAAAGAGGCGAACAUUCAGAAACUGUUUUUGAAAGUUUUCACGACCGACGGUUCUGCGAAGUCUCUACUUGUGGACGAAAAAAUGCUGUGCUCUUAUGUAACUAGGUUAUUAGCUGAUAAGAACCAUGUACAAAUGGACCCAAAGUGGGCUAUUGUGGAACAUCUUCCUGAUUUGUAUAUGGAGAGGUUUUAUGAAGACCACGAACUUCUAGUCGAUAAUCUGUUGUUGUGGACGAGGGAUUCAAAAAAUAAAAUAUAUUUUGUAGAAAGACCCGAUAAGAUAAAUUUAUUUUUGCAACCGGAAAAGUAUCUUAUAAGCAUCAAGGACAAGGACACCACAGAACAUGAUGAACAUUCACGAAACAUGCUCUUAGAAGAUUUCUUUUCAACGAACAGCUUUCCAGAAAUAGAAGGACCUCUGUAUUUAAAGGUGGAUUCAAAGAAAAUUUGGAAGAAGUACUAUUUCGUGCUCAGAGCUUCCGGUCUGUACUAUUACCCCAAAGAAAAGAUAAAAUCUGCAAAAGAUUUAGUCUGCUUAGCAACAUUUGACAACAAUCACGUGUACUAUGGCUUAGGUUGGAAAAAGAAAUAUAAAGCCCCAUCAGACUUCUGCUUCGCCAUCAAACAUCCACGCCUCCAAGAACCUAAGUGCACCAAGUACAUAAAGUACCUUUGCGCUGAAGAUCAAGCCACAUUAGACAGAUGGAUCGUAGGCAUGCGACUGGUUAAGUUUGGAAAACAAUUAAUGGAUAACUAUCGGGCCUUGAUUGAAGAAAUGGCGCAGGAUGAUCUCGAACUUUUGGCACACGCACGUAGUUGCUCCGUAAGUUCGAUUGCGGUACAGUCAAACGUUACGACUCCAACAGCAGGAUACCCCAGCAGUGAAGCAGGUUAUGGCACUCAAAGUGAAUCUACAUACUCCGCACCCAGUGAAGUCAGUUCUGGAAGGCACAGUAGAGCAAGUAGUUCCAGUUCAAGUGGUUGCAUGUCUGACGGUGCCCCAUCCAGUUGUGAAAACGCCUUCGAUUCUGAAUUCCCGAUGGGCACCAUCAAACGGAAGCCCUCCAUGAAGCCCAGCUUACCCUUAACUAACAUUACAAGACAACUGAAAGAAGUUGGUGAAACUAGGGAUGAAUGUGAUGGUACAGCAUUGCCUUCCAGUCCUGUAGCUUACACAAAUACUGGAACAUUAACUAGAAGACAGAGCAGAAGGAAGUCGAACAAUUCUGACGACUCGUCCAACACGGGAACUUUGAAAAGGCAGCAUUCAUACAAAACAAGAGGGUCCGUUGAAUCCAUGGGAAGCAGAAGCGGUAAUUCAACACCAUUGUGCAGUACUCCUGUCAGGGAAAGGGCUUCUCCAUUUGGCGAUAGGAACAGUCCGUUCAACGAACGUCCACCUAGUGCAAGUUCACUGCGCAGCCCCGUCACCCCUAACAAUAUGGAUAUGCCUUCAUGCAUGACCGACUCAAUAACAUCUUUACCACCACCACCAGAAACAAACGGAGAAGUUAUCCUGAAUGAUUCUCCCAGUUACCAGCUCCCUCCUCCACCACCAGAAUUGUACAACAGCAAUUUAUCAUUGGACAGCUUACCUCCGCCACCAAAUCCCAAUGAGUUACCGCCAAUGACCGGUUCCGAACUCACAGGAAGUCAAUUGUCACUAAUGUCACUGCCUCCUCCACCCGGUGAAGACACAGGAACGAUAAAACGAAGGAAAGACAGUUGCGCGACACCAACUAACGUCUUGAGCCCUGAGAGAACUCCAAUAGUGGGAAUGUCGCCAGAUCAAACACCGACACAGUCAAGAAUAAAUACACCUUGCGUCAGCCCACCAACGUCUGCUGUUGGCUCAAAUUGUAGCACACCAACUCAAGCGAAUCCACCUGUUAGCUUCAGCCCCACACACCGAGUUAGCUUCGCACAAAAUAAUCAAAUAUACGGUUCGUCAGCUCAAAACCACGACAGAAACAGCAAUGAAACAUUGUAUGCUGCCACUGAAACUCAAGGACCUCCACCCUAUGUGAAUCCACCACAGUACCGUCAAUCAAACACAUUGCCGGGAUCUCAGCAGCUCAACAACAAUAACGGACUGAGGUCCUCACUCAGACAAUCUUCACUGCCCAGGCAAAUAUCCUCAAAUAGCAUAGCAUCAACAAACAGUUCGAGUUCCGGCAACUCAAUAUAUGGCUACACACAGAACUCGCCGCACCUGCAGAGGAAGGUGAACUUCCAAGAACCGUCGAGUCCAAAGAAAACCAACAAAAAGAUAAGCUUUAAUCUGACACCUCUAGAGGGGCCACCAUUACCGAAAAAGCCUUUGCCGCCAAAACGAGCCGAAACGACGAAAUUGUCGAGUCCGAAAAAACUGGCCGAACCGCCGACCGAUUUUCUCAAAGAUCUGCAACGCGUAAUGCGGAAAAAGUGGCAAGUCGCCCAGAAAUGCAAGCUCGAACCGGAAACGACUCCCCACGAAGUCCUCGGAUUCAGGGAUCCGCCGGUGUUGUUACCCGACUACAAGGAACACAACGUGUCAAAUUGGGUAAAGGAGCACUACGGACCCAAUAAUUUAUACGAAAACGUGUACAGGGAUUCGGCUGGGGAGGCCGUGGUGGAAUAUGCGACGAGUCCCGUACAUUCGCGAACCGAAUACAAAAUGAAACGACCACCCCCUCCGCCGCCCAAGAGAAGUGUGACUACAUUUUUAAGUACUCCUAAAACGCAUUGAUGCUGUGUUUCGUAGUUAACAGAAAUCGAGGUACAUCGACCUUACUAUAGGGUUUGUUGUGUAAAAUUCGGGCUGUAAAUAUUGGUUUUAUUUGGAACGUGUAUUUUUUUGUUAAAUUUUUUAUUAUUUUAUUAUUUCCCGAUAAUUGUUUUCUAUUUUAAAUUAAUUUAUUUUUCUUCGAAGUACGUCGAUUUCUCUUAAGUCAUAUACCGAGUAUAAUACUGCCGUUUGUGAUUUAAAUUUAAUAUGUGCCAUUUUGAAUGUGAGGACUAUGAAAAACUUUUGUAUAUACUUAUAGGAAUAAUUCAUAAAGAAACAAAACACUUAUGGUGCUUCUAGAUAUAAAAUUUUAGUAAUAGCCAUAGUAAAAAAUUUGGUUUUAUAAAUUUUAUAUCGAUUUCUACCCAUAUUAGUUAACAUUUUAUAAAAAAGAUAUUACAGGGUUAAAUUAAAGAAGUUAUUUAUUUGUUUUCCAAUUUAAAUUGUUAGACAAGCAGUGUACAAUAAUUUUUACACAAUAUCUGCACUGUAAUGAUGAGUGAAAUUGUAUUAUGCAAUGUUUGUCUUAUGUUAUAGUUUCCUUUCUAUUUGAUACUUAUACCUAUAUAUAGUUUGUAAAUGUUCCAGAAGGGAUCUUUAAAAAAUCCCUUUUAAUUUAAAAUAUUUAGUGUUCUAGCAGCAAGCACCGGUGUAUCUGCCACUAGUUUAUAAAUGAUUAUUUCAACAGUUUUGUGAUAUUACCGCAUUUAAUUAAAUCCGUUUCGUUAAGACUUGUUGAAAUCGCUGCAGAUAUACAAGUGUUUGAUUGCCUUGUACUAUAGUAACAUUAGUAAUAUUCAUUUUAUAUAUCAUAUUAUACAAGAUCUCUACAAUGCCAUUCAUACAAUUUUGUAUGUUUUAUACUAAUAUUUCUAUGAUGUUAUAUAAAGAAAUUGUAGUAAAAUUAGUGUUUUACCUUUAUGUAGACAAGUAUAUUUACAUAAUUUUAAGAAAGUAAAUUAUUUAUACAUCAAAUUUAUAUAGGCGACAGAUUCUCAGUUCGGAUUUGUGUGCAAUUAUUUUUUAAAAAUUAUGACUGCACAAAAUCGGCGUUGUAGACACCAAUCAUUUUUAUUUUCUAUUACUCAAAGGCACCAAAGUCUUUGUAAGAUUUUGUAUUCUUUAUAAGGUGCUUUUCUAAUAAACAUUGUAUACUGUCUACCAUUUAUAUAUACUAACUGUUAAUAUAGUAAGUAUUACAACAAUCAAAUUAUUUAAAAAACA